AUGAACAUUAGUCAGAAAAUCCAAUACUGGGGAUAUCCUUCUGAAGAAUACAAUGUUCUUACAGAAGAUGGCUAUUACCUGAGCCUGAACAGAAUUCCAGGAGGGAAAGGAAAAGGUAACUCAGACUCAAAGUCCUCCAUAUUGCUGAUGCAUGCCCUGACUAUGGAAGGCAGUGUCUGGGUAUCAAACACGCCCCACAAUAGCCUGGGCUUCAUACUAGCAGAUGCUGGAUAUGAUGUAUGGAUUGGAAAUAGCAGAGGAAAUUCCUGGUCCAGAAGACACCAAAACCUUACAAUUGAACAAGAAGCAUUUUGGGAUUUCAGUUUCCAUGAAAUGGGAAUCUGUGACCUUCCUGCCAUGAUAUACUUUAUUCUGCAAAAAACAGGACAGGAGAAAAUCUAUUAUGCUGGCCAUGCUCAGGGAAGCACUAUAGCUUUUGUGGCGUUUUCUGAAGUGCCUCAACUGGCUGAAAAAAUCAAGAUGUUUUUUGCCUUGGGACCUGCAUACACAUUACAUUUCAGCAUAAGUCCUAUUCUACAGUUUGAGAGGUUGCCAGAUGCAUUAAUAAAGAUUAUAUUUGGCACGAAAGAAUUCUGCCUGCUGAGUCCUACACUAAGAGCCUUUGUGGCCCAAAGGUGUGGCUGUCGACUAGUAGAUAUACUCUGCAAGCAAGCUCUUUUUCUUGUCAGUGGAUUCAAUGAGAAAAACCUAAAUGAGAGACGGUCUGAUGUGUAUGUAUCAGGAUUCCCAGAUUAUACCUCUGUGAAAAAUGCAAUCCACUGGGGCCAGUCAACUAAAACAGGACUCUUCAGAUUAUUUGACUAUGGUUCAAAGAAUAUAGAUAUAUACAACCAGACCACUCCACCCUUCUACAGGAUUGAAGAGAUCACCGUUCCAAUAGCUAUGUGGGCUGGAGGAAAUGACUGGGUAUGCCAACUGGAGGAAACCACAGAGUUACGGUCUCGAAUCCCGAAUCUAAUUCAUUACAAAGAGCUUCCAGAUUGGACCCACUGGGAUUUCAUUUGGGGUCUUGAUGCUCAUCAGCGCAUGUACACAGAAAUACUUGGCUUGAUGGAAAAAUUCCUGUGAAACUAUCUAGGAUCAGGACUCUGUUUUGUUAUUGUUACUUCUGUUUUACUUUUAUUUUCAGAGCAUACUUUAUUUUACACUUUUAAAAGUGUCCAGUAUCUUACCUUUGUGUAUGAAUCUAAUAAUUCUGUUCCAUAAUAUAUUCUGACUACUUACA
Hemicordylus capensis (graceful crag lizard) is the source of this 1246-nucleotide messenger RNA. Its product is annotated as lipase member M-like. The record is from RefSeq and is a predicted model, not a curated record. Gene Ontology annotation, molecular function: hydrolase activity, acting on ester bonds. The coding region runs from base 1 to 1089 and encodes 362 amino acids. Lineage: Eukaryota; Metazoa; Chordata; Lepidosauria; Squamata; Cordylidae. The transcript is spliced from 9 exons.